Molecule: messenger RNA, 2301 nt
Organism: Spinacia oleracea (spinach)
Lineage: Eukaryota; Viridiplantae; Streptophyta; Magnoliopsida; Caryophyllales; Amaranthaceae
Product: protein FAR1-RELATED SEQUENCE 5-like
Exons: 7
Coding region: 1-2301 (766 amino acids)
Source: RefSeq, a predicted model, not a curated record
AUGGCAAAAUAUCAGCAAUUGUCGAAGGUUAAUUGUGCUCUGUUUUUAUUUUUUAUGGCUUCUGCUGAAGUUGAUAUGUUAUCUCAUGUUUCUAGUUCAUCAGUUACUCAAUCAGUUGGAAUUAUUAUUAAUGAACCAUCAAGUUCUUCUAUUGGUACUCCUAGAGUGUUUACUUCAUUGAGUCCUGGUGGUACUAGAGAAUGGAUUCCCUCUUGUUCCGAGGAGUUAAAACCUAUUGUCGGAAUGAAUUUUAAAGAUCCCGAGGAAGGUUUAUCCUUUUAUAAAGCUUAUGCUACUGCUUCAGGUUUCACUUCUAGAAAAAUUACUACUACAAGAAGGAAGAAGACUGGUGUAAUGGCGUUCCAGUAUGUUGUAUGUAAUAAAGAAGGUUUUAAGGCGUCUCGUAAGCCUGUUGUGGAAGCUGUUGAAGAUAAAUCAGACAAGGCUCGUUCUACACGAAGGCGAAUGCUUACUCGUGUUGGUUGUGCUCAAAUGUGUAUGAAAAACAUUAAUGGAUCAUAUGUUGUGACAUACUUCAAAGAAGAACAUAAUCAUCCUCUAUACACUCCUGGUUGUGCCAAAUUUCAUAAGCAUGGGAGGAAAAUGAGUAUUUUGCAUAAGAAGAUUAUUAUUGAUAAUUCAAAGGUUAACAUUGGUCCAGUGAAGUCUUUUAGAAUAAUGAAGGAGUUAACUGGAUCAUAUGACAAUGUUGGUGCAUCUAAGCAAGAUUUCAAAAAAUUUCAGAGAGAUUUGAAGGCAUUAAUUGAAGGAUCUGAUGCACAAAUGUUUAUCAAUAAUUUUCAGAAUAAAAAGUUAUUAUGGAGUGCGUUUUUUUAUGAUUAUGAGUUAGAUGAAGAAGAUCAACUCUGUAGAGCUUUUUGGGCAGAUCCUAUUUGUAGAAAGAAUUAUGCUCUUUUUGGAGAUAUGGUUUCAUUUGAUACUACCUUUUCAACAAAUAGGUACAAUAUGAUAUUUGGGCCGUUUACUGGAGUUGAUCACCAUAAAAAGUGUAUUACCUUUGCUGCUGCUCUUAUAUCUAAUGAGGAUAUAGUGUCUUUUGAGUGGGUUUUUAAAACAUUUGUGAAGGCAAUGGGAGGUAAUGAGCCUCUCUGUUUGAUUACUGAUGAAGAUCCUGCAAUGAAAGUUGCCUUUCCCAAAGUCUUUCGUUCUACAGAGCAUCGGUUUUGCAUGUGGCAUAUUAUGAAAAAGAUGCCUGAUAAAGUGUGUCGUGAUCUUCCACCAGAUUCUGACUUUCUACAAAAGAUUUGCAAAGCUGUUUGGAGUGAAGAGAUUGAACCGUCUGAGUUUGAAGAGAGGUGGGCUAAGGUUAUUAGUGAAUUUAAGUUGGAAAACCAUGACUGGUUGUUGCAAAUUUAUGAGAAGCGUGAAAUGUGGAUUCCGGCUUAUUUUAGGGAUUUAUUUUUGUGUGGUAUUAUGCGAACCACAUCAAGGUCAGAGAGUGAGAAUAACUUUUAUACUAAGUUUACUAAUCCACAUCUUACCCUUGUUGAGUUUUACAUGAGAUUCGAAAGUGCUUUGGAUGCUCAACGCCAUACUCAAGGUGAAAAUGAUAAUUCUUCUAAACAUAAACAUCCUGAAUGCAAAACACGUUCUGCCAUAGAGAAAUUUGCUUCUGAAGUUUACACGACAACUGUUUUUUAUGAGUUUCAAGACGAGGUUGAAUCAACUCUUUUCUCUUGCAUUUGUUUAUGCAAGUCAUUUGAAAGGCAAGGGAUUCCUUCUAGGCAUAUGGUUUGGGUUUGGAAGGCAAAACAUAUUCAAAAAAUUCCCGAUGCUUAUGUGCUUAACCGGUGGAGUAUAAUGGCAUGUAAGAAGCCGAUUUUUGAUUUAGAAGGGAAUGAGUUGGAGCAAUGUGUUCAAGAUGUAGAUAGGAAGAGAUUGUUGAAUGAUUUGUGGAGUGAAAUUCAUUCUUGUGUGAGUUUGGCUCAAGGGAAUGAAUUGACACUAAGUGCUCUUGUGGAUAAUCUACGAUCAUUGAGGUUAGAUUUGGAAUCUCAAAGUAGUAUUGUUGAUGGAUUGAGUGGUAGUGUUUCUAGCAAAGCUCAAGAUAUUGAAUUGCUUAUUGGAGCUAGUGUUCCUAGUGAAAUUUUGAUCAAACCGCCUAAAGUAUCAAAGAACAAAGGAACCGGGGUUCAUGUUCAAGGUAGUGGAAGUGAUAAACGGUUGAAGAGUGAUAAAGAAAAAGCUAUUGAACAAAGUCAAAAGAAGAAGAGGUUGUGUAAAGGUUGUAAGAAGUUGGGUUACCAUGAUAUUCGUAAUUGUCCCGAAAAACAAAAGUAA